Molecule: messenger RNA, 1191 nt
Organism: Neurospora hispaniola
Lineage: Eukaryota; Fungi; Ascomycota; Sordariomycetes; Sordariales; Sordariaceae
Exons: 2
Coding region: 1-1191 (396 amino acids)
Source: RefSeq, a predicted model, not a curated record
AUGCUCAGCAUAUAUGAGGCGGCGGAAUGCCCAGGGGACACUGUAGCGUUCCACGCCGAAAGGUUACAGCGCAAGUACCAAGCACAGCUCCCAGGCUCAUCAGAAGGCUUUUAUGACUUUCGCAUCGACUACACACCCCGCCCCCAUGCAUACAGAACCCUCCGUGUCCGCGCCGGUCUGCCACCAAGAAUGUUGAGGUUUGGCGUCAAACCUUCCACCGAGUUUGAGCUCGCAUACUGUUGUACCAUCACUUUCACGCCCUUCCGCGCCAUUCUCGAUCUCAGCAGGCCGUCCUCUGAAGCUUCCUGGGAUUCAGAGGGUGAAUAUGAGUCAGACCCCCAAGUUGAUCAGCUCAGCAGUUGCUCUAGUGGCAGUGUUCCCUACAAUAUUAAAACGGAAAACACCAUCAUCGAUUCAGGACCAUCAUUAACAACAAACUUCGAGUCCCUCGAAGUCUCUUCUUCCGUUUCGCUUUCGGACCGCAAUGACAAGGACAGAAAAACAGAGCAUGACUGCUACGAGAUCGCCGAGCUGCAUGCCGAUAUGGAAUACGGGGGUAAUAAGCUGAUGGAUCUGAUUCUCCGGUACUUCUUGGAUGUCAUUUCACUGCAUGAGGCGCAGCGUCCAGAAUUAGGCGACAGCGGUUGGGGACGGGAGCGGGAGCCGACGGUUGUGGUUAUGGCCAAGAACGACGACGCUGAUAAGAAGUUUUAUGCCUCACACGGAUUUGUGGAAAGUGACGAGGCAUUGGAGGUGAGUGACAGGGCCAUCGAGAGUCAGGUUUUAAGGAUGGUUUUGAAAGAGGGUGUGAUCAGAGCGCUGGUGAACAAGAGGAACGAGGAGCAGAUGGAUGAUGAGGAUGUUUGGACCAGGAGGCGUAGAGAGUACGAGCGGAUAUGGAUACAGGCUGAGGACAGGCGAAGAGAUAAGCGUCGGGAGGAGAUCUUGAAGGAGUCUCUGUCUCUCUCGGAAGAUACUUCGGGAAAUGAAUGCCUGGAGAUGAGUGUGGGGGUGUUGUGUUCUGUGCAAGAUACGCCAGGAGAUGGUGCGAAGAGAGCAAACAGCUUACCCCUGCGACUGCAUCCUAUGACUCAUAUCGAAACGAGCGAGGAGCAAGGUGACGGGAGAAAGAGGGCCAAAAGCGUAGCUGUAUCUGCCACGAGCUCAACCGGUCGCAAAGAGAGAGCUUGA